UAAGCGAAGCACAGCAGAACGCAACUCGCUCCUCUUUCUCCUCUUCCUUGUUCGAUCCCAAUAGUUAUCAGGGCGCUGGGAUCUUCGCUCAGGGUCUCGGAAUCGAGGAGGUUUACUCGAUAAUUCGUUGGAGCGGUUGGUGCAUUCCGCGUCACUGUGUUGCUCCCGUCAGUGACUUUGAUCAGGCGAGCGAUUUUGAAGCCCUGUCGAUUAUGUGAUGGGCGUUUGAUUUGUGUUCGAUGGAGCGGGAGGGUUGAGUGAUUGUAUUCGUUGCGGCUGAAGGCAUGGCGGCAGCGGCAGAUCAUGGGAGGGCAGGCAACGUCGAGAGGGACAUCGAGCAGGCUUUAACUGCAUUGAAGAAGGGAGCAUACUUACUAAAGUACGGGCGCAGAGGAAAACCAAAAUUUUGCCCAUUCCGAUUAUCCAAUGAUGAGUCCAUGCUGAUAUGGUUUUCUGGAAAAGAGGAGAAGCAUCUCAAACUAAGCCAUGUGGCUAGAAUCAUGCCUGGACAACGCACUGCAAUUUUUCAAAGAUAUCCCCAGCCUGAGAAGGAAUGCCAAUCAUUUUCUCUUCUAUACAGUGACAGAUCACUGGAUCUCAUUUGCAAGGAUAAAGAUGAAGCUGAUGCCUGGUUUGCUGGAUUAAAAACAUUGAUAUCUCGUAGUCAUCAGCAAAGACGGAAAACAGAAUCUAGAAGUGAUGGAAUAUCAUCUGCUACAACAAGUCCAAGGACAUACACACGCAGAAAUUCCCCUUUGAAUUCCCCUUUUGGUAGCAACGAUAGCAUGGCUAAGGAUGGCAGUGAAACUCAUCGAUUUCGAAGUCCAUAUGAAAGCCCAACAAAGAAUGGACUAGACAAGUCAUUUUCUGAUGUCAUUGCAUAUGCUGUACCUGCAAAGAAUUUUUUUUCUUCUGAUUUUGCUACUGGGUCAGUCCACUCUUUAUCUUCUGGGUAUUCAGAUAGUAUAAAUGUGCGUACUCGGGGCAUUUCUACGGAUGCAUUUAGGGUAAGUCUCUCAAGUGCAGUCAGCUCAUCCAGCCAAGGCUCUGGUCAUGAUGAUGGAGAUGCUUUAGGGGAUCUAUUUAUUUGGGGUGAAGGAACUGGAGAAGCAAUUCUAGGUGGUGGAAGUCUUAGAUUUGAUAAUCAUUCAGGUGUUAAAGUGGAUUCUCUUGUGCCGAAACCUUUAGAAUCUGCUGUAAUAUUAGAUGUUCAGAAUGUUUCUUGUGGUGGAAGACAUGCAGCUCUUGUAACCAAGCAAGGAGAGAUUUACUCUUGGGGUAAAGAGUCUGGAGGUAGGCUUGGGCAUGGAGUAGACGUUGAUGUAUCUCAACCAAAACUAAUUGAUGCUCUUGCAGCCACAAAUAUUGAACUUGUUGCCUGUGGGGAGCGUCAUACUUGUGCUGUUACACUUUCUGGUGAUUUUUACACUUGGGGGGAUGGUGCCUCUGUUUUUGGGCUUCUUGGUCACGGAAAUGAGGUGAGUCACUGGAUACCAAAAAGGAUCAAUGGACCCUUGGAGGGAAUCCAUGUUUCAUCAGUUUCUUGUGGACCUUGGCAUACAGCUGUUGUAACUUCAGCUGGGCAAUUGUUUACUUUUGGGGAUGGAACUUUCGGUGUGCUAGGUCACGGAGAUUGCAAAAGUGUAUCAAUACCUAGGGAAGUAGAAUCUCUGAGGGGAUUACGUACAGUUCGUGCUGCUUGUGGUGUUUGGCAUACAGCUGCAGUUGUAGAAGUAAUAUCUGGAAAUUCAAGUUCUAACAACUGUUCUUCAGGGAAGCUGUUUACAUGGGGUGAUGGUGAUAAAGGACGACUUGGACAUGGUGAUAAAGAGAAUAGACUAGUGCCUACUUGUGUUGCUGCUCUGUUUGAGCCAAGCUUCUGUCAAGUUGCAUGCGGACACAGCUUAACUGUUGCACUUACAACCUCAGGCCAUGUUUACACCAUGGGAAGUGCAGUUUAUGGUCAACUUGGAAAUCCAGAAGCCGAUGGUAAAUACCCUGUGCGUGUUGAAGGGAAGCUCCUUAAAAAUUUUGUCGAGGAGAUCUCCUGCGGUGCCUAUCAUGUUGCUGUCUUAACUUCAAGAACUGAAGUGUACACAUGGGGUAAAGGAGCAAAUGGUCGAUUGGGACAUGGUGAUACUGAUGACCGAAAUUCCCCAACAUUAGUUGAAGCUUUAAAGGAUAAACGGGUCAGGAGUGUAGUUUGCGGCACUAAUUUUACUGCAGCAAUUUGUAUUCACAAGUGGGUCUCUGGAGUUGAUCAGUCUAUUUGCUCAGGCUGUCGCCUUCCAUUCAAUUUUAAGAGGAAGCGACAUAAUUGUUACAAUUGUGCACUUGUUUUUUGCCAUUCUUGUAGCAGUAAGAAAUCCCUUAGGGCUUCUAUGGCACCAAAUCCACAUAAAGCAUAUCGUGUAUGUGACAACUGCUUUAUGAAGUUAAACAAGUCCUUGGAAUCUGAUUCAUCAUCUCAUUCUGCAGCUAACAGGAGAGGAAGCAUAAUUCAGGGAUUGACUGAAAUGGUUGAAGAUGAUAAGUUGGACUCAAAAUCAACUGUGCGAUUCCCUAUGUUUUCUUCACUGGAGUCUUUUAAACAAAUAGAAAAUAGAUCAUCUAAGAAGAGCAAGAAGUUUGAAUUUAUUAGCAGUCGUGUAUCACCAAUUCCAAAUGGAACUCUGCGUUGGGGUGGCCUUAAUAUUUCAAAAUCUUUCAAUCCAAUAUCAGGACCUUCGAAAAAGUUUUUCUCUGCAUCUGUUCCCGGGUCAAGAAUUGUUUCUAGAGCAACAUCACCUGUUUCAAGGAGGCUUAGCCCCCCUCGUUCCACCACUCCAACACCUACACUCGGUGGACUUACUUCUCCAAGAAUCCUUCCUGACAACUCAAAAAGUGGAACAGAUACACUCAGCCAAGAGGUUAUGAGGUUAAGAGCUCAGGUGAUGAACCUUUCUCGGAAGGCCCAUCUUCAAGAAGUUGAGUUGGAAAGAACAACUAACCAGUUGAAGGAGGCUAUUUCAAUUGCGGCUGAAGAAGCUGCAAAGUGUAAAGCAGCCAAAGAAGUAAUCAAGUCACUUGCUGCUCAGUUGAAGGACAUGGCUGAAAGAUUGCCAGCAGAAGCAGUUGCAACUUAUAAACUCCCUCCUUGGGCAUCCUUCAAUUCUAGCCCCACCUCAAGUGGUAUCUCAGCUGCAGCUGUAGAACGAUUAAGCAGCUCGUUAAGUUCUUAUGAAACAGAUGCAAACGGUGCCAGUGGUGUGCUAAUUCCCAAUGGACCAAGUUCCACUGGUCGGAAUAAUGUAGAUAGUUCCGCAGAAAGAAACGGAGCCAAAGUAAGUGAUCCGGAUCCCAAUCAUGAGACUGAAUGGGUUGAGCAAGAUGAACCAGGAGUGUAUAUUACUCUCACUUCUGCCGGAGGUGUGAGAGACCUAAAACGGGUUCGCUUCAGUCGCAAACGGUUCAGCGAGAAGCAAGCAGAACAAUGGUGGGCUGAAAACCGUGCAAGGGUUUAUGAGCAGUAUAACGUGCGGAUGGUUGACAGGUCCUCCACAAAUGCUGCAACUAAUGAAACAUCCCAUUGAAAUUGACUUGGAUAACAUCUUCUAGUUUGGAGUCAAGCCAAAAUGGGGAUGAGAAAGUUCUAACGUAAUCAAAUUAGUCCUUGUAAAUGAUGCCAGUUUUUUUUUACACCCCCAGCAAAGAUUGGAGGGCCUGGUUAUAAAGAGAAGUGGUUGUUAGUCACCAUUUUUUAAAAAAACAAAGGAAAAAAAAAUCGAGUAUUUUGGGAAUGUAAAUCCUCUAUUGGUCAGUUUGCUUGGAUUGUGCAUUGUAUGAUGUGCAGCACGAUCUAACAACAAUUGAGCAGUAGGAUCACAUGACCUGAUGGAGAAUCCCACAGUGCUUGCUCAGAAUUAUGGUUAGGAGCACUGCUAAGAGUUGAAAUUGUGCCUCUGAUACAAUGAAUUGGAACAGAAGAAAAAACUAACAAUUCCUCCUACAUUUUCUUGAUGGAUUUUUCAAUACCAUGAAAACUUUACCAUCUCGUACUGUUAAUAUGACAUAUUGAAUUUCCAUGGAGCUUGCAUGUAUUUUUUUUUUGGUUGUCCUUUAAUGAGUUGGCAUACUGUGUGAUGACUUCAUAACAACAUUUACUUUCGAACCUUUGCAAUCAAUCUCUCAUGACAAUUAAGCUUC
Molecule: messenger RNA, 4185 nt
Organism: Zingiber officinale
Lineage: Eukaryota; Viridiplantae; Streptophyta; Magnoliopsida; Zingiberales; Zingiberaceae
Product: PH, RCC1 and FYVE domains-containing protein 1-like
Exons: 9
Coding region: 285-3572 (1095 amino acids)
Molecular function (GO): metal ion binding
Source: RefSeq, a predicted model, not a curated record